AUGUCGGAAUAUUUUAGAAAGUAUAUCAAAAAAGAGCAUUAUGCUAACCAUUAGUACUAGUUUAUGAAUUAAUUGUAGCUCAAACCUUAAAUUCAAAACUUCUUUCAGAAAUUGCAUAUUGGAAGUAUUUAACAAUUAUUAAAUCAGGCGUUUAAAAGGAGAUUAUGGAAGGAGACAGAUGGGGAUGAUUGGGACAUAAUGUGGGCUGAGAAGGAAUGGAUUCAUGAAGUAAUGGAUCAUACUCAUCUUUAAUCUAAUCAAAAAAUCAAUCAUUUCAGAAAUCAUUACGAAUUAACAAGAAAAGAUCUCAUGAUUAAGAAUUUUAAAAGGUAUAAGAAAAAUUUAGAAAGAGAAGGGAAAAAUGAAGAAGCUAAUAAUUAUAAUUUCUUCCCUCUAACCUUCCACUUGCCCAGCGAAUACCCGAUAUUUUUUGAAGAAUUCAAAAGGUAAUCCAACAACGGUGAUACCAAAACAGCUUGGAUUAUGAAGCCUAUUGGUAAAUCAUAAGGAAAAGGUAUAUUCAUCUUCAACAAAAUCCAACAAAUAUCCCAAUGGAAGAACACUCUAAGAUAUAAUUAAGAUAAUCCAUAGGCUGAAGCCUAUAUAGUUUAAAAAUACAUAGCAGACCCUCUCCUUAUUGGAGGAAAGAAAUUCGACAUGAGAAUAUAUUUGCUUUGCACAUCUUAUUAGCCCUUGACAUUAUACUUGUAUAGGACGGGCUUUGCAAGAUUUACACAUCAUCGUUAUGAUAAUGAAGAUAUUUCGAAUACAUAUGUUCAUUUAACCAAUGUGGCCAUUCAAAAGACAUCUGACAAUUAUGACGAAAAACUAGGUGGAAAGUGGAAUCUAUAAACCCUUAAACUCUAUUUGAUGACUAAAUAUGGCUAAGAGAAGGUUGCUGAAACCUUUUAUAAUAUUUAAAUGCUAAUGAUUAGAUCACUCCAAGCAGUUCAAAAGAUUAUCAUUAAUGACAAGCAUUGCUUUGAGUUAUAUGGAUUCGAUAUUUUAUUGGAUGCAUAACUAAAACCAUGGCUAUUGGAAGUGAAUGCAAGUCCUUCUAUGACAUCUAAUACUCCUGUAGAUUUUGAAUUGAAGUGUGGUUUAUUGGAUGAUGUAUUUACAAUAAUUGAUUUGGAGAAAGUGUUGACAGGAAAUGAAGAAUAAAUAGGAGGAUUUGAUUUGAUAUGCAAAGGAAACCCAAUCAAAUUGCCUGUUAAUAGCACAUUCACUACUUAUUUAGGGGCAUUUAACAACAGGUCGCAAUAAUUAAAGAAAAUUGCCAAAUCUACAGCAAUCAGAUUGGCUUAAUCAUAUUAGGAAGGCCAAACUAAAGCUAUUGAAGUCGGAUCUAAAGGGUAAAAAGAGAAAGAGGAAAAAGAUAAGUAAAUGAGAAGCUCAUCUAAAGGACCACAAGUUAUGCAAAAUGGAGUCAAUGGUAGUAUUAAAACUACUAAUUAAUCUAAAUAAAAUACAAUAAUAAAAAGAAAUACUACUAAUUUGCCUGCUUUAGGAACUGCGCAAAAUAAGAGUAAUAUCAAAAGAUACCCAUUAUAAAAUGCUGGUUAAUAAUCAUAACAAAUUUAGUAGUCACAAAAUAAUUCUAGCAAAAAAAAUAAUCCAAAUGAAGAUUCCAUGUUAAGUGCAAAUCAGAAGUUACAGAAAUUAACAUAGGAAAGUAAAAUAAAUUAGUUUUAACCUUAUAAAUAAUAAUCAUAAUACAACGAUGUCAUGGGCAUGGGCUCGAGAAAUCUUUAAAAAAACGAAGAAUGA
Paramecium tetraurelia is the source of this 1770-nucleotide messenger RNA. RefSeq lists its product as uncharacterized. Gene Ontology annotation, molecular function: tubulin binding; tubulin-glutamic acid ligase activity. Gene Ontology annotation, biological process: microtubule cytoskeleton organization; protein polyglutamylation. Gene Ontology annotation, cellular component: cilium. The record is from RefSeq and is a predicted model, not a curated record. The transcript has 8 exons. Lineage: Eukaryota; Ciliophora; Oligohymenophorea; Peniculida; Parameciidae.